Molecule: messenger RNA, 306 nt
Organism: Coccidioides immitis RS
Lineage: Eukaryota; Fungi; Ascomycota; Eurotiomycetes; Onygenales; Onygenaceae
Exons: 1
Coding region: 1-306 (101 amino acids)
Source: RefSeq, a predicted model, not a curated record
AUGUAUGGAGCACUGAUAUGUUUCGAUGCCGAUUUCAUUGAAGAUCCUCAAGGUGACACCCGCCUUACGAUGCAUGUGAACGUGCCAGCUAUUUGUGUAGAGCGAAACUCUUCUCGCUCAAAAACAUAUCGACGCAAUUCGGGAUCAACCGAGGCGACGCAUCAGCGAAACAGGUCUAAUCGCGCCCGUACUGGCUCCGAAUCCGCCUCCCGAUGCUUAGUCCCCUUUCGCCGCGAUCCUCCAGCCAAUGUCGUUGUCUUGCAAGGUGCGCUGCAUUGUACAAGUGCUCCAGAGCCUCCUAAGUAG